This is a messenger RNA of Oryza brachyantha (malo sina), 7622 nucleotides long. RefSeq lists its product as uncharacterized. Gene Ontology annotation, molecular function: phosphopantetheine binding; catalase activity; heme binding. NCBI's taxonomy places the organism in Eukaryota, Viridiplantae, Streptophyta, Magnoliopsida, Poales, Poaceae. The record is from RefSeq and is a predicted model, not a curated record. Gene Ontology annotation, biological process: response to oxidative stress; lipid biosynthetic process. Bases 1 to 7239 code for a protein of 2412 amino acids. The transcript has 7 exons.
AUGGACCCAAAGAGAACAAUAGAUGAUAAAUUUUCUAAGUUGCAUCCAAGUUUUCCAGUAGAUACUAGAAUUGGCAUCGUGGGAGCAGGACCAAGUGGCUUAUCAGCAGCCUAUGCACUAGCUAAGCUAGGGUACCUCAAUGUAACUUUGUUUGAGAAAUGUCAUACUGUUUCAGGGAUGUGCGAGUCCAUUGACAUCGAAGGACGAACAUAUGAUUUAGGAGGACAAGUUAUAGCGGCAAACAGUGCCCCUGUUAUAACUCACCUAGCAAAGGAACUAGGGUCUGAUUUCGAAGAGAUGGAUACACACAAACUUGCCCUGAUUGACAGCCAAACAGGAAAUAUUCGAGAUCUUGAAGUAGCCGAGGACUAUGUGUCCAUGGUAUCUCUGACGCUAAAACUACAAGAGGAGGCAAAUAAGUCAGGCCGAGCUGGACUUCAUGCUCUCAGUGGAUUGGCAUCUGAACCAACUCUUGAGUUUCUGAAGCAAAAUGGAAUAAAUUCAAUGCCAAAAUCUGUAGCAUAUGGUUACACCGCUUCUGGCUAUGGUUUUGUUCAAGACAUGCCCUAUGCUUUCAUUCAGGAGUUUACUAGAACCUCAAUGGCUGGUAAAAUCCGACGUUUCAAGCAUGGUUACAUGAGCAUGUGGGAGAAACUAAGUCAGUCAUUGCCAUUUGAAGUUUUUUGUGACACAGAAGUUCUAAAUGUCAAGCGCAACAGUUGUGGUGCAAAUGUAACUGUAAAGAACAACGAUGGUGAAAAGCAAGUUAUGGAGUUCGACAAAAUUAUACUAUCAGGUGCUCUUCCUUUCAAGAACGGCAAAACAUAUCGAUCCUCUAGUCUCACUGAUGGAGAAAGUGAAGUGGUGGAGCUACACAAUCUCGAAAGAGAACUAUUUAGUAAAGUACAGACUAUCGAUUACUAUACUACUGUUGUUAAAAUCAAUGGAUUCGAGAACAUACCAAAGGGAUUUUAUUACUUUGGAGAAUUUAUGGAGGAUCCAACAACAAUAGGACACCCAGUGGCGAUGCAAAGAUUCUACGCUGACACAAACAUUUUCUUGUUUUGGUCUUAUGGAAAUUCAGCAGACAUCAAGGGUUCAUUUGUGGCUAAAUGUGUGACUAAUGUCGUGAGUUCUAUGGGAGGCAGUGUUCAAAAUGUAAUUUUGCAGCGGCGGUUCAAGUAUUUCCCUCAUGUCAGCAGUAAAGACAUGAAAGAUGGAUUCUAUGAGAGGUUGGAGUCUGAGUUACAAGGUUGUCAGAACACUUAUUAUGUGGGAGGUCUGCUAGCAUUUGAGCUUACUGAAAGAAAUGCUUCAUAUUCCAUCACGACUGUUUGUAAGCACUUUGCAAUUGAUGGUGAACAAAAAAUGAGUCCUUAUGUUAAGAGAUUAUUCCCUCUGUCUAGCAAUCCAUCUUCUCCUAGAGAUCUUGGUGAGCUUGAAGGUGUUGAAUUUCCUGACCUUCCCUCCCUUGAUGGAUAUUUGCAAUACUGGGGAACUCAUAAAGUCACUGAGAAGAAUGUUAUUUACACUUGGAUCAAUGAAGAAGGGAAGAUCAUGAAUAGAAGAACAUACAAGGAGCUUCAUGGGAAUGCAUCUCACAUUGCACAAAAUCUUUUAACAAGCACAAAACCGGUUAUCAAGCCUGGUGAUAGAGUUCUGCUCAUUCACCUUCCUGGUUUGGAGUUUAUUGAUGCAUUCUUUGGAUGUAUUAGAGCAGGAGUUAUACCAGUCCCCGUUUUGCCCCCCGAUCCAAUGCAAAGUGGUGGACAGGCUCUUCUCAAAGUUGAGAACAUCUCUAAGAUGUGUAAUGCUGUGGCUAUUCUAUCCACCACUUCGUACCAUGCUGCUGUACGAGCAGGUUAUAUCAAGAGCCUUGUCACUCUAGCAAAGAGAACUCAGAAAUGCUCAGCACAAUGGCCUGACAUCCCAUGGAUUCAUACUGACUCAUGGAUAAAGAACUACCAGCGAAGCCUAGACAGCUUCAACUCCGACAACAUUGUAUUUACUAAACCCCAGCCAAGUGACCUGUGCUUUCUACAGUUCACUUCAGGCUCCACUGGCGAUGCCAAGGGUGUGAUGAUAACUCAUGGAGGACUUAUCCACAACGUGAAGAUGAUGAAGAAGCGUUAUAGAAGUACUUCAAAAACUGUCCUUGUUAGUUGGCUUCCACAGUACCAUGACAUGGGUCUUAUAGGAGGUCUUUUCACUGCUCUUGUAAGUGGAGGAACUUCCAUUCUAUUUUCACCAAUGACAUUUAUCAGAAACCCCCUUCUGUGGUUGCAAACAAUCAAUGACUACCAUGGAACCCAUAGCGCAGGUCCAAAUUUUUCAUUUGAACUCGUGAUAAGAAGGCUUGAGGUUGAGAAGAACAAAGUCUAUGACCUCUCUUCAAUGGUCUUCCUCAUGAUUGCGGCAGAGCCAGUAAGGCAAAAAACUAUCAGAAGGUUCAUAGAGUUAACUCAACCUUUUGGCCUUUCUGAAGGUGUACUCGCACCUGGAUAUGGUUUGGCUGAGAACUGUGUCUAUGUUACUUGUGCCUUCGGUGAAUGCAAGCCAGUUUACAUAGACUGGCAAGGAAGAGUUUGUUGUGGGUAUGUUGAGCAAAAUGAUGCAGAUACUCUUAUCAGAAUUGUUGAUCCUGACUCUCUAACUGUACACCAAGAUGGUGUUGAAGGUGAGAUAUGGAUUAGCAGUCCUAGUUCUGGAGUAGGUUAUUGGGGCAAUUCAGAAAUGAGCCAGAAGACAUUUUGCAAUCAACUUAAGAAUCACCCCAACAAGAAAUUUACAAGAACAGGUGAUUUGGGGCGGAUCAUCGACGGUAAGCUUUUUAUUACAGGAAGGAUCAAAGAUCUUAUCAUCGUUGCUGGUAGAAAUAUUUAUUCUGCAGAUGUAGAGAAGACUGUGGAAAGUUCUUCCGAGGCACUCCGACCAGGUUGUUGUGCUGUGGUUGGUAUCCCAGAGGAAGUUCUAGCUCAAAAAGGCAUCUCAAUUCCUGAUUCUUCUGAUCAGGUUGGACUUGUCGUGAUUGCAGAGGUUAGGGAGGGUAAGGCAGCCUCUGAAGAGGUUGUUAACAACAUCAAAGCACGUGUGGUGGAGGAGCAUGGUGUAGCUGUUGCAUCUGUGAAGCUUAUUAAGCCUAGAACCAUAUGCAAGACAACAUCUGGGAAGAUACGGAGAUUUGAAUGCAUGAGGCAGUUUGUUGACAACACUCUUAGUUUGGCUAAUGUCAAUAAUAUAUCAAAGAGAAAAGGUCUUUUUCGUUCACUCACAACAGGAACUGGCAUGGAGGUAAGGAGGCCUUCCUUAAGGCAAACUGCUGACCUCACCAUUAGCCCUCGGCCCAAAACCCAAGUUAAAAAAUCCAGUGAAAUAACUGAGUUUCUGACACUAAUAGUGUCGGAGCAAACAGGUAUUCCAAAGGAUAAAAUUUCUCCAACUGACAGUCUACCUUCAUAUGGUUUUGAUUCAAUUGCAGUGGUACGAGCAGCCCAGAAGCUCUCAGAUUUUCUUGGUGUUCCUGUUGGGGCCAUUGACAUCUUUACAGCAAGCUGCAUUUCUGAUCUUUCAAACUUCUUGGAAAAUUUGGUGCACAAGUCACAACCACAGUUAGCACCUUGGCCCAAAAGCAAUGUGAAAAACUCUAGGGAGAUUAUCGAGUUUCUAACAUAUAUAGUGUCAGAUCAUACAGGGAUUCCAAAAGAUAAAAUUUCUCCGACGGAUAGCCUACCUUCAUAUGGUUUUGAUUCAAUUGCGGUGGUCCAAGCAGCACAGAAACUUUCUGAUUUUCUCGAUGUACCUGUUGGAGCCAUUGACAUAUUUACGGCCAGUUGCAUUUCUGAGCUAGCUGCCUUCUUGGAGAAUUUGGCGCAUAAGUCACAAUCACAUACGCAGUUGGCACCCGACGCCUCUUGCUUUAUUGAGGAUGAGACUCAAGUGGUUCCCAUGGAUGCCAUCAGUCCAGAAUUCAGUAUUUUGGCUACUGGUGUCCUGCAGCUGCUGGCUCUUACUUAUGUUUGUUUUAUGCUACUACUCCCAGCAUAUCUUGCUAGCUCGGCAUAUAUUAGCAUUUUCUCUACAGUCAAAUCACCAUUGCUGAGCUAUCUGAGUUCUUUGGUCAUGGCACCUAUUGCGUGGAUUUUUUACAUCUCGCUCACUUCUUUAUCAUUGUCUAUAUUGGGGAAGUCCUUUCUUCAGCCAAAUUAUGUUUUGAUCCCUGAUGUUUCAAUAUGGUCGGUUGACUUUGUGAAAUGGUGGGCACUAAACAAGGCGCAAGCAUUAGCGGCAAAGGUGCUAGCUGUGCAUCUAAAGGGCACAAUUUUCUUAAAUUAUUGGUUCAAGAUGCAAGGAGCUCGGAUUGGCUCAUCUGUUGUCAUUGACACAGUAGACAUAACCGAUCCAUCCUUGUUAACGGUUGCAGAUGGUGCAGUUCUUGCAGAAGGCGUUCUUGUUCAGGGCCAUGAAGUCUGUAGUGAAGUGUUGAGUUUCAGGCAUAUCAAGAUUGGUCGUGAGGCUUCAAUUGGUCCUUAUGCGGUGCUUCAGAAAGGCACUAUUGUGGAAGAUGGGCUUGUUGUUCCACCAUUGCAGAAGACCGAGUCUGGGAAAUCAACACAUCGAACUAUUAGAACUUCUGUAAGCUUAAAGGAAAAAACAACCAAAGGAAACAUGAUGCUCGAACACCUCGCUAGCAUCUACGCAGUUGGCAUCCUGGGUGCUCUGUCGAGCGCAAUCGUCUACACGCUGUACGCCCACUUCUCCGGCACCGCGGCUUCGCCUCGGCACUUCUCCUUCGCAUGCAUUGCCGGUGCGUUCCACUGGUUACCAGCUGCCAUCACUGCCUAUGCCGUGAUUGUCCAGGAGACACCCACAAGUGCAUCGACAUUUGCUCUCCUCACCGCCUUCGCCUACCUGAGCUAUGGCGUCAUCCUCAGUCUUCUCACCAGCGUAGCCAUCAAGGCUCUUGCUGCAAUCCAUGGAACCAAGCAGCUGGAUGAUAGUCUUGCGAGUUUGAUCCACCGGCGCAUUGCUGUCGCUGCUCAUGUCAGGUUCGCGAAGAUGCUGUCUGGAACAGAAGCAUUCUGCGUGUACCUGAGGCUUCUUGGGGCAAAGAUUGGCAGGCACUGUUCCAUCCGAGCCAUUAAUCCGGUGGCGAAUCCUGAGCUGGUCAGCGUCGGCGAUGGAGUCCAUCUGGGUGACUUCUGCAACAUUGUUCCGGGGUUCUACUCCAAGGGAGGAUUCACCGGCGCAGAGAUAAAGGUCCAGGAGAACGCCGUGGUUGGCAGUGGCAGCUUGCUCCUCCCUGGCUGUGUCCUCCAGGUGAAUGUCAUCCUCGGCGCGCUCUCCGUCGCGCCGGAGAACGCUGUUCUCCAGCGAGGCGGCGUCUACGUCGGGUCACGGUCUCUGACCAUGGUGAAGAACACCUUGCUUGAAGAAGACGAGCGGAUCGAAGAGAUGGACCGCGCGUACAAGAAGAUCGUCGGCAACCUCGCGGCCAACCUGGCCAUCACCACCAUGAACGUCAAGUCGAGGUACUUCCACCGCAUCGGCGUGAGCGGCCGCGGCGUCCUGAGGAUGUACGGGGAGAUACCAUCGUUGCCCAGGCACAAGAUCUUCGGCGCCGGCAAGUCCUUCCCGGUGAUCGUGCGGCACAGCAACAGCCUGAGCGCCGACGACGACGCGAGGCUCGACGCCCGUGGCGCGGCGGUGCGGAUCCUCUCCGACGACGGGGAGCAGGUGCCUCUCCUCGACCUCACACUCAAGAGCGGCAAGGCGUUCUACGCCCGCACCAUCGCUGACUUCGCCACCUGGCUUGUCUGCGGCCUGCCGGCGAGGGAGGAGCAGGUCAAGCGCUCGCCGCACAUCCGCGACGCCGUCUGGGGCUCCCUCCGGAGCACCGACUCGUACGCCGUGCUCCACUACUACUCCAACAUAUGCCGGCUGCUGCGGUUCGACGACGGCGAGGAGAUGUACGCCAAGUUCAAGCUCCGUCCUGCUGACCCAGACGUCUCCGAGGAUUCCGGCAAGGUGGUGCCAAGGGGCAUCCUGCCUCCGGAGACCGGUGCGAUCCCCAGGGACGAGGGUGACACGCGCCCUCUGCUCUUCCUCGCCGACGACUUCCGCCGGAGAGUGGACUCGCCGGACGGGGUGCGCUACGUGCUCCAGCUGCAGCUCAGGGAGGUGCCCCCCGACGGCGCCGCCCGCGACGUCGCCCUCGACUGCACCCAGCCGUGGGACGAGGCCGAGUUCCCUUACAUCGACGUCGGCGAGGUCAGCAUCGACCGCAACGUCCCGACGGAGGAGACGGAGAAGCUCGAGUUCAACCCGUUCCUCCGGUGCCCAGAGGUGGACGUCAUCCCGGCGACGUCGUGCACGCAGAGCGCGUCCAUCGACCAUGGCCGAUCGCUCGUCUACGAGAUAUGCCAGCGCCUGCGGAACGGCGAGCCACUGCCCGCGUCGUGGCGAGCUUUCCUGGAGCAGUCGGACACCAAGAUCGACUUGUCGGGAUGCCCGGUCGCCGCCGCGGCGACACCCACACGAUCCAGCGCCGGCGACGCCACCAAGGUGACGCUGGCCAGGACGUGGUACCAGGCGCUCUGGGCCACGCUGUGCCAGCCGCUGCUGCAGACGCUGGUACCUUACUCUGCCCUGGGACUCGUCAUCUUCCUCCCCCUCCAGGGCCUCCUCGCCGUCGCCGCAGCCACCGACGCGCCACUCUACUGGCUCCUGCCGGUGUUCUGGGCCGCAUCGGGCAUCGCCGCCAUGGCCACGUGCGCGGCGUCGAAAUGGGCGCUGGUCGGCGGCAGGGGCGACGGCGACACGGUGCACAUCUGGUCGCCGGCCGUAUUCCUGGACACGGUCUGGCAGGCCGUGCGCACCGCCACGGCGGAGUACUUCGCCGAGCUGACGUCCGGGUCGGUGCUGUUCGCGGCGUGGAUGUGGCUGAUGGGCUCCUCCGUGCACCCCGUCGACGCCCCCUACGUGGACUCCAUGGGCGCGCUGCUGAACCCGGAGAUGGUGCACCUGGAGCGCGGCGCGAGCGUCGGGCGCGACGCGCUGCUGUUCGGGCACGUGUACGAGGGCGAGGCCGGGAAGGUGAAGUUCGGCGCCGUGCGCGUCGGGGAGGACGGGUUCGUCGGCAGCCGCGCGGUGGCCAUGCCCGGCGUCAGGGUGGACGACGGCGGCUGCCUCGGCGCCCUCGGGCUGGCCAUGAAGGGGGAGACGGUGAAGCACAGCAUGUAGUAGCUGGACGACGACGAGGCAUACACUUAUACUGUUCUUCUUUUUACUUCUCUCUUUUUUUUUUUUGGGACAUGUUACGCUGCUGUGCUGCUUUAUAUACGUAUACGAGUUAGGUCUCGGUGAUCGUAAUACGGCAAUAACGCGAUCAAUAAUUGGCCAUUGAAGGAAGAAAUAAACAAUCAUCCGUAGUAAAUCACCUGUGUGUUUUGUAAUGGAAGCAAUGCAUCGACCAUGAUCGUGGUCAGCGUACAUACAGGCGACAGUACCAGUAGCAGCUGCCGCAUCGUGCAUCAGGCGCUUACGACAAAGCGAUCGGUGAUGGUAUAUGUACUUUAUGUUCUUGUUCAAACUUCAAAAUAUGUCUUUGAGUCCAUGAUGGUUAA